Molecule: messenger RNA, 756 nt
Organism: Rhipicephalus sanguineus (brown dog tick)
Lineage: Eukaryota; Metazoa; Arthropoda; Arachnida; Ixodida; Ixodidae
Product: monoglyceride lipase-like
Exons: 6
Coding region: 1-741 (246 amino acids)
Cellular component (GO): membrane
Molecular function (GO): lipase activity
Source: RefSeq, a predicted model, not a curated record
AUGGCGCCACUCGGUCACGGAAGGAGCGACGGUCCACGGGCAACCGUGACGACAGCCGACGUGUACGUGGACGACAUAUUGAGUCACGUGGACCGCGUGCGCGCAAAGUUCACGGGCAAGCCCACCUUCCUCAUCGGCUACUCCAUGGGCGGCCUUCUCAUCCUGCUGGCUGUCCAGCGGCGGCCCGAGGAUUUCGCCGGCAUGGUCCUGCUCGCGCCCUUCCUAGGCGUUCAGCAGGUCUCGCGGUUCAAGAUGUCCCUCGUUCGCGCCCUGGGGCGCAUUCUGCCCAACGUUCCUGUGGCCAAGACGGCCGUAGAACUGGCGUGCAGGGACCCCGCAGCAGUGGACCAGAUGAAGGAUGACCCCCUGCGUUACCGUGGCAACGUGAGUGCCGGAUGGGCUGCCGCCAUGUUCAACGCGCUUGAGGUCGCCCACUCUCAAGUGAACGCUGUGGAGCUGCCACUUUUCAUUCAGCACGGCUCGGCAGACAAGAUGUGCGAUCCAGAUUCUUCUCGUGAUUUCUUCAAACGCGUUCCCAGCAAAGACAAGAGCAUCAAGAUCUACAACGGCGCGUACCACAGCCUGCUGAAGGAACCCGAUGGUGUCGGAGAGCAAGCCCUGAAGGACAUCGUGAACUGGUGCUCAUCAAGGCUCCCGGUUGAGGAGACACCGCAGCCACGCUUGGCCAGUGAACAUCCAAGUGAUGGAGCAACUGUAGCGGCGGUGGCAUCUUCUGCCUGAAACUCUACUUCAAGA